Mucor velutinosus is the source of this 1380-nucleotide messenger RNA. RefSeq names its product Vesicle-mediated ER to Golgi transport protein (gene USO1). The transcript has a single exon. NCBI's taxonomy places the organism in Eukaryota, Fungi, Mucoromycota, Mucoromycetes, Mucorales, Mucoraceae. Bases 1 to 1380 code for a protein of 459 amino acids. The record is from RefSeq and is a predicted model, not a curated record.
AUGUGCUUCUUUAACGUAAUUAAGGAUCGGGAGGCUCAACAAACUAUUCAAUCUCUGAAGAAGACCACUACGGGUGAGAAACUAACAUUCAUGGGUGACAUUCUCCACAAAGCCCGCUCCUUCUAUCAAGAUCUAUAUACUCCUGAAGCAAUUGAUCUGGCUGCUGUUGAUUCUCUCUUGGCCAAUGUCCCUGAAGAGGUGAAGCUACCAGAAGCAGAUGCAGAAAGGCUCAUCGAACCACCCUCCGCAGACUCUGUCUUGCUAUUGCUUGACCAUGCAUCCAAGAACAAGUCUCCCGGUUUGGACGGCCUUCCAUUCGAGGUCUAUCAAUAUUUGGCUGCGAAAUUUCCUCCUGUGCUGCGUCUCUUGCAACAACUGUUGACAGAGGCUUUGCAUGGCUUGUUUCCUGCAUCGUGGAUGCAGACGAGGAUGAUGCUCCUGUUCAAAAAGGGUGACCCAGAAUUACUCGAAAACUGGCGAUCACUUUCCUUGAUCAACAGCGAUGCCAAACUAUUCAUCAAGUUGCUUGCCAACAGGUUCCAGAAAGUUAUCUCCCGGCUGAUCACUCCCUAUCAAAUAGGCUUUAUGCCUCACCGGCUUAUCUCGGACAAUGCAUGGUUGAACCGAACUUUGAUGAACAACCUUCGAGCUGCUGCUCCUGAUGACCUCAAUGUUUCUGUGCUGUUGGACCAGGAAAAGGCAUAUAAUCGAGCAAACCCCACGUAUCUGAGGAUGGUACUCCAUCAGUUUGACUUUCCCGCCUCGUUGGUAGAGAGUGUGUCAAGCCUGUUCUUUGGAACACAUAUCUCACUGUCUAUCAAUGGCUGGUUGGGUGUUCCCAUCCAACAACAGCGUGGCCUUCGUCAAGACAAUCCUCUAUCGCCAUUGCUCUUCAAUCUUGCAUUUGAGCCUUUCCUUCGAACCAUUCUAGCGUGCUCAGAGUUACGAGGUGUGGCCAUGUCUACCGAUGGACGCCCUCGGGUUGCUGAACGGAUGGAGGCUGCUUCCUCUCAAAUUCCUCGUUCUAUCUCUGAUGAUUUCUUGCGUGCUCCUGGGCUGCCUCCUCGUGUCAAGCUGCUCAGUUAUGCCGAUGAUCUGGAAGUCUUCCUGACGGAUCCGAGGGAAUGGCCAGUGCUAUUGUCUCUACUGUCGCUAUAUGGUCAAGCCUCCAAUGCAAAAGUCAACCUGGAUAAAACAGUUCUUGCGUCGCUGUCUGGCCGAAGCCACGACGAUUGGAAGCAGCUGGCGGCUGCCUCUAACAUCGAAUGGUAUGAUGAAUCGUCGACCGGCUCUGUUAGAUACCUUGGAUACCCACUGUAUCACACAAAGGGACAGCUGGACCAUUUCUUGGAUGCGAUUACCGUCAAGCUGCAGCGUUAG